AUGCUGAUGCUGGCAGUACCACGGAACGAUGCCGGAAAAUGGGCAGUUGACAAAAUAUGCUGCUUGUUUGAUAAUAUAGGCAGUCGGAAUUUUUCCCAUAUAGAAAACUUUAAGCUCAAGGAAAAUUUUUACUUGCUUAACUGUGUAAUCGUUUUUGAACCAGCACAGAAAAUACCCAUAAAAACAAAAUUUCUUCUGCUAAGAUUUUUUUUUUAG
Thelazia callipaeda (thelaziosis nematode) is the source of this 216-nucleotide messenger RNA. The record is from the annotation of a GenBank genome assembly. NCBI's taxonomy places the organism in Eukaryota, Metazoa, Nematoda, Chromadorea, Rhabditida, Thelaziidae.